Molecule: messenger RNA, 3637 nt
Organism: Dicentrarchus labrax (European seabass)
Lineage: Eukaryota; Metazoa; Chordata; Actinopteri; Moronidae
Gene: etv1
Product: ETS variant transcription factor 1
Exons: 13
Coding region: 459-1898 (479 amino acids)
Biological process (GO): regulation of transcription by RNA polymerase II; cell differentiation
Cellular component (GO): nucleus
Molecular function (GO): sequence-specific DNA binding; DNA-binding transcription factor activity, RNA polymerase II-specific
Source: RefSeq, a predicted model, not a curated record
GUGUUAAAGUGUAACUUUAAAAGCAUGAAAAAUGAUGUUUAAGUUUGUUUCUGGUGUGAAAAAUAAGUCCAAACUUUAAAAACAACUAAAAAAAAAAAAAAAAAAAAAAAGGCGCAUGCCGGUUGAACGUUAGCAGUGAAUACUCCGGUGCUUACCGCCUGCAGCCGUGCGUGAUUGACUGCCAGCAAUCUGAUCCAGUGAAAGACAUUGACAACCAAUAGGAAGCGGAGUGCGGCUUGUUUCCAUGGGAGGCCCCGGGAGGCGAUGCCAAGCCGCUAGAAAGCAACAUAGUGAGCGGGGAGAAGCGCAAGGCAAGCAGCCGGGACUGUGGAGAUCCUGCAGCCGCUCCGUGGCACUCUGCGCGCGGAUGAAAGGGAAGGGAGGUCGCUAGGGGGACCGGACAGGAGACUCUGGAGACUCUGCACAUCGCUCGUCAGUUAAAGCCACAGCAGCGCAGAAUGGAUGGAUUUCACGACCAGCAAGUGCCUUAUUGUAACUCCAAAAAGCAGCACGAAAAGACGACGAGCUGCCAGAAGCCAGCACAUGAUAGAAAGAGAAAAUUCAUUAAGUCCGACCUGGCUCUGGACACUGAAGAGCUCUUCCAGGACCUCAGUCAGCUGCAGGAGACUUGGCUGGCAGAAGCUCAAGUUCCCGACAAUGACGAGCAGUUCGUUCCAGACUUCCAGACUGAAAACUUGGCUUUCCACGGACUGCAGCUGAAGAUCAAGAGGGAGCUGCACAGCCCGUGUUCAGAGCUGAGCUCCAACUGUAGUCAGGAACGGCCCUUCAAACUCCAGUAUGGAGAGAAGUGCCCGUACAACGUCAGUGCCUAUGAGCAGAAGCAGCCUGCAGGAAUGAAGCCCUCCAGCCCAGUGACGCCCCCCUGUAGCACCCCUGUGUCCCCCCUCCAUCAUGCCUCACCCACGGGGGCUCCAACACCCAAACCAGACAGGACCUACGCCCACAUACCGCCCUCACAGCCGCUCCCUGACAACGCCUACUCUAUGGACCACAGAUUUCGACGUCAGCUCUCAGAGCCGUGCCACUCGUUCCCCUCCCCGCCGACGAUGGCUCGGGACAGCCGGCCCAUCUACCACAGGCAGAUGUCAGAGCCCAACAUCCCCUUCCCUCCUCAAGGCUUCAAGCAGGAGUAUCCCGACCCCCUGUUCGAGCACCCGGCCAUGAUGGGGGCCCCGCUACCCCACACAUACCCCGCCACCAUGAUGAUCAAGCAGGAGCCGAGAGACUUCACCUACGACUCAGCAGAAGUGCCUAGCUGCCAUUCUGUCUACUUACGGCAAGACGGCUAUCUGGCUCACACUAACAGGACCGAAGGUUGUAUGUUUGACAAAGUGGUGAGGCAUUUCUACGAUGAUACCUGUGUGGUGCCUGAAAAGGCUGAAGGUGACAUCAAGCAGGAGUCAGGCCUGUACCGCGAGGGCCCGUCGUACCAGCGCAGAGGCUCGCUGCAGCUCUGGCAGUUCCUGGUGGCUCUGCUGGACGACCCGUCCAACUCCCACUUCAUCGCCUGGACCGGCCGCGGCAUGGAGUUCAAACUCAUCGAGCCAGAGGAGGUGGCACGCCGGUGGGGGAUACAGAAGAAUCGACCGGCGAUGAAUUACGACAAGCUCAGCCGAUCGUUGCGCUACUACUACGAGAAGGGAAUCAUGCAAAAGGUGGCCGGCGAGAGAUACGUCUACAAGUUCGUGUGCGACCCCGAGGCCUUGUUCUCCAUGGCGUUUCCCGACAAUCAGCGGCCGGUGCUGAAGACGGACAUGGAGCGGCAGAUCAACGAGGAGGACACGGUGCCGCUGUCGCACUUUGACGAAAACAUGGCCUACGUACAGGAGGGGCCUUACUGCCAGCCGCACCCCUACAGCGAGGGCUAUGUUUAUUAACGUCAGCCCCACAACCACACACACCCACACACAGACACACACACACACCUCCACUCUCCCCUGCCCCCCCCCGCCUCCUCCUAACAUACACCUGGGACUGUCAUGUCCUCUAAUUCACAGUCGCUCCGGGAACAAGACUGAUCACACACACAUGCAGCGGAGCUUCCCUUUCUCUCUCUCUCUGUCUCUCUCACAUAAACCUCUUUUUUGCUCUUUCUGACGUCCAAGCCGCACAGCAGGAUGGAGAGUGCACUUUAUGGACAGGACCGGCGCGGUGUUAACCUGCCAGGGGCUAGCUAUGUGGUCGGCUUUUGCUUAUGUUUGUACAUUAAUGUGGGAAUCAUUCUGUUGUUUUUUUUUAUUCCUAUGAUUUGGAGCAUGUGGCGCCCCGGUGAGACAGGACUCUACGGCUAAUUCAUGCUCACCCAAGGACUGAAUCUUCGACUUCCUGCAAAAGAAACAGUCUUGUCUGCACGCGUGCAGCAAAUCGAAGGAUAAUCGCUUUUGUUCGACUGUCCUUUUUUUUUAGUUUUGUCCUCAAAACCGCCAUCCUGUACUUUCAUGUUCAUUUAAGUGAAUACUGGCGACGUAUUGUAACGAUACUUAAAUGGUGAAGUGACAUGAUUAUAGACUUGAAAAAGUAACGUGAUAAUAAAAGAGACAUUUAGCUACCAUCAGUGAGAACUGCCUCACCACCAGUUUGAGCACAGCACCUCUCGUCUGCCAAUGAUCUCUGCCCCUCGUCCAAUCAAACUGUAGAUCUCAUCAUGUAGGUGUUUUUUGCUGUAACGACAUAAACUGGAUCAUCCCUCUCGACGGCUGAAGAAACCUCGUGGGUUAGUAACGAUGAGACUCUGGCACGCAAGGAUGCUCUCGAAGAAAAUACUUUCUCCGCAUCACAUGUGAACGGCCCGAGUUUAGGAUAAUCAAUAAAGCUACAGGCCGCUGUAAAAUAACUCAUUCACUAUAAACAGCAGUUUUUUUUUCCUCAUUCAUUUGUUAUUCAGGUGUUCAGUUUUUCAAUGAAUAACAGGUGAAAGUGUAUGUACAGUUCAAGUGGACACAGCAAUCAAUCGAUCAACACAUUCAGGAUAUUAUUUGCAUCCCGAAAUAAAAAAAUACAGAAGUGAUUUUAUUGGCUUCAACAAUAAAAGCUUAAAAGAGAAAAAAAAAAAAAAAAAAAUCAAACAUAAAGUCAAAUAUGUCCCUGAUUUUUCUUUUUCUGUUUUGUUCCAGGUGAACAUGAGGUGUAUAUUUUGCUUAAAAACCAGUUGCUUUGCCAUUGAUAAGGUUGCUUUUUGGUAAGAAAAAAAAAAGGUAUAAGAAAUAUUUAGAGUUUUAUAAUGUGACAGAAAAAAUUCAUGUUAUAACAAAAAUAGUGUUCCAUUGUAUAAUCAGGUAAAUGCACAUUUUGUUGCUGCUUCAAAUUGUAAGUGUAUUUUCUAGUCUCAAGAGAAAAAAAAAGUAAAGAAGUGUGGCAGUUACGGCCUGCUGUUCUGGGUUUCUCUUAUAUUUUUUUUAAUUAUUUUAUUGUUUUAUAAUUUUGUUUUUGUUCAAUUCUGAGCAUUAAAAAGAAUCUGGUCAGUCUGAGUUUUGUUUGUCGAGGGUUCACAUGUGUGGGAUGGGAUUGGCAAUAGCAAAAAUUCUGUAAUAAAAUAGUUCUGAAAAACAAAAGUUAUCCCCCACUUUUCAGAUGUUUUACGUAAUGAAUCAUCACAUAAAAGUUUUGUUGUUAAGAA